AUGAGUGACGAAGUGAGCGCCAAAACAAUAAAGAAAACCCAGGAGUUGUUGGCAACCGUCAUCAAGAAACCACAACCAACUGAGAAACUCCUGAAGAAACCACCUUUCCGAUUUUUGCACGACGUCGUAAACAAUAUCAUCAAAACCACCAAAGCAUUUGAUGGCCUGUUCAACGCCGACGAGCUCAGCUCUGAGAAUGUCAAGGAGAAGGAGGCGAAAGUUUGCUUCUUGCAAAAAAUCAUAGAUGCCGUAGGUUUCGCGAGCGGUUCCGCGCUUUCGGUGCGACCUUCGAAAAUCGUCGCGGGUCAUGAGGCUGAAAAGACAAACGAGUUCCUUCAGGCUUUGGCUAAAGUUGUCCAGAAAAAGUUGGACACGAAAGAUGCUGUAUCCAAAGUACUCGCAGGGGAAAAGCCUCCGAAGGACGGGAAGAAAGACAGGAAAGACAAGUCCGCGUCAAAGACGAAGGAUUCGAAAUCAAAGCACGACGAGAGUGUGAAACGCCCGAAAGAAAACAAGGAAUCCAAUGACGACACUCAGCGAGCGAACGGGACCACCUCAGGUGGCAAGGAAAACAAAGAUAGGGAGCUCAAGGAUAGAAGCGCUUCGAAAAAUGGUCGCAAAAAGUCAUCGGGAUCAAGGAAGAAAUCUCCACCGGUUGAAGCCGACAUUGAGGAAACACCUGCUCCACUGACCGAAGAAUCAAUGGCCAAGCCACAGAAACUCGAGGCGAAGAGUGAUGACAACUCGAUUGAACUCAAGAACGAACCUCGACCUUCUGACAUAAGCAGUGCUCCAAUCGAGGAACAAGCUCCCGCGCCACCUGCGGAUCCCCCGCCGGAGCCCUCUGCCCCAGAAGAGCCCACGGAGACUGAUCUGGCUGCCGCUCGCUCACUUUUGCGGUCCGCUCGCCCAGGGACCUCGAGACGACGACCGAUGUCAUCGAUUAAAAAGUCCACUGGCGAACUCGGAGAAGAACCGACUGCAAGACCAACGACAGCGCGAGCUAUAGCCAACGUUAUUGUUGAUAUCACGAAGGAGAAUGCCGACGAAGAAGACGACACUUUCGUGCAGAUGGACGAAGAAGACGCACUGUCCGGACUCCACGACGGAGUUCCGAGCGCUCCCGAUGAGGCCGUGAGCGAAGAGCAAGAAGGCAUUUUGGUUAAGCAGCUCCUGGAGACCAAACAGCAACUGGAGAAAGGGGACAGUCCGGGGAGUCGUAUUCAAAGUCCCCUGAUAAAGGAAAGUAAUUACUUGGCGCGAGAUAUCAAUGCUAUCGAGCGUAUCCGAGAGCACAUCCAGGGAGUGUCUCGAGGGGCGCUGCCCAUGGGUCGCCUCCUCGACCUCCUAUACGAGGAUUUGGACUCGAUGAUGUCGGAACUCAGCACCUGGAAGCAGGAGUACAAGAGGUGCAACAAGGAAAUAGAGCGCGAGAUGAGACGUGUCACUCGCUUUCUGAACAGGCUCGAUGAUUCCUCCCAGCAAGAGGAAUUGGAGCGGCUUGACAAGGACAUCACGAAGGAACGCGAGACCAUUCAUCUCCUGAAGUACGAUAUACAGCAAAGUAACCAGAAGUUGAAUAAGAUCCUGUCAGGAUUCAUGUCCAAGACCUGA
Messenger RNA from Galendromus occidentalis (western predatory mite), 1614 nucleotides. It is a transcript of the gene IFT54, whose product is annotated as intraflagellar transport 54. The record is from RefSeq and is a predicted model, not a curated record. Gene Ontology annotation, cellular component: ciliary basal body; axoneme; intraciliary transport particle B. Bases 1 to 1614 code for a protein of 537 amino acids. Gene Ontology annotation, molecular function: microtubule binding. Gene Ontology annotation, biological process: regulation of microtubule cytoskeleton organization; cilium assembly; intraciliary transport. Lineage: Eukaryota; Metazoa; Arthropoda; Arachnida; Mesostigmata; Phytoseiidae. The transcript is spliced from 9 exons.